Molecule: messenger RNA, 273 nt
Organism: Vanderwaltozyma polyspora DSM 70294
Lineage: Eukaryota; Fungi; Ascomycota; Saccharomycetes; Saccharomycetales; Saccharomycetaceae
Gene: TIM11
Product: F1F0 ATP synthase subunit e
Exons: 1
Coding region: 1-273 (90 amino acids)
Biological process (GO): proton motive force-driven ATP synthesis
Molecular function (GO): proton transmembrane transporter activity
Source: RefSeq, a predicted model, not a curated record
AUGUCUACUGUGAACGUUUUAAGAUACUCUGCAUUGGGUCUAGGUCUAAUUUUUGGUCUUAAGAAUGAUUUAGUCUUCAGAUCCGAUGCUAAGAAGCAAAAAGAAGAAGAAGAGUAUCAAAGGAAGUUGAAGUUGGUUGAAGAAGCUAAGAAGGAGUAUGCUAGAUUGCAUCCUCCAAAGGAAACCAAGUCAUCUUCUAAGGUUAACUGGGAAGAUCCAGCUUUGGAUUAUGGUUCUGCUAUUUUAAAGGCUGUUGAAACAUUAAAGAAUUGA